UGGUGAGUUGGAGAGUUCGUAAAAUUGACGCAGAGUUAACCAACUCCCCAACACUAGAAUCAAUUGAAUCGUCGGAAAUCAUGGAGACUUGGGAUCCGACAACGAAAUCGACGCUGACGCAGAUCCCACUGCUGUCGGUGAAGGCCGGGCCGCGCGACGGCGCCGCGUGGACGCUGCGGCUGAAGGAGGAGUACAAGGCGCUGAUCGCGUACACCGCCAUGAACAAAUCCAAGGACAACGACUGGUUCAGGAUCUCCGCCGCCAACCCGGAGGGCACCCGCUGGACCGGCAAGUGCUGGUACAUCCACAAUUUGCUCAAAUACGAGUUCGAUUUGCAAUUCGAUAUUCCCGUUACUUAUCCCGCCACCGCCCCUGAACUCGAAUUGCCCCAACUCGACGGCAAAACCCAAAAGAUGUAUAGAGGAGGGAAGAUAUGCCUGACAGUGCAUUUCAAGCCGCUGUGGGCUAAAAAUUGUCCUAGGUUUGGCAUAGCACAUGCGCUUUGCUUGGGCCUUGCACCAUGGCUUGCUGCAGAGAUUCCUAUUCUUGUUGAUUCUGGAAUGGUCAAGCACAAAGAUGAUAUGGCCGCAUCCAGUGAGUCCUCUGAUGUGAAGGCUGUUUGAGUGCUAACUAAUCAAUCGUUAACGAAUUAUACAGCCUAGUAGGAACAUAACUUUAUGAGAAUUCAAAUCGUAGAGUGUCUGGUUUUUGUCCGGGAUAUUUAAACCUCUUGAAAUGGAUGUUUUUGACUUAUUUCGUUGUUGCUUAUUCCAUGCUGAGUUUAAACUCUACACAGAAUCUAAUAAUUUGUAAUACAUGUUACUGAGUCUUCAAUCCAUUUUUCUGGUAUUUAUUGCUC
Messenger RNA from Salvia hispanica, 859 nucleotides. Its product is annotated as ubiquitin-fold modifier-conjugating enzyme 1. Gene Ontology annotation, cellular component: cytoplasm. NCBI's taxonomy places the organism in Eukaryota, Viridiplantae, Streptophyta, Magnoliopsida, Lamiales, Lamiaceae. Gene Ontology annotation, molecular function: UFM1 conjugating enzyme activity. The record is from RefSeq and is a predicted model, not a curated record. Gene Ontology annotation, biological process: protein K69-linked ufmylation.